AAAAAAAAAAGAAAAAAAAAAAACACAAGAAUCCUUUAAAUAUACACGAGCUAGUUUAGUCUACAGUACUCAUUUUCCUGCAAAAAAAAAAAAAAAAAAAAAAAAAAAAAAGGUCACAAACAACCAAAGCAAGUCAUAUGCCAUGGAAAACAUCAACCACUCAGCUUACAAUUAUAAUAAGCUGACAAACAACUCUUCUUCCUCUUGGGAUCUCCAAAUACCCAAUAACACCAAUAUUAUUAUGGAUCAAGACCAUAUGAAUCUCCAGUAUCUCCACCACCAUAUUCCCUCUACUCAUAAUAACAUUCCUCUCUUCUUCCCAAACUACCAUUCUCAUUCCUCACCAUCAUCAUCAUCACCACCAUGUCUUGAUCAGCUUCCAUCUUCCAAUUCAAACAUUUUUAAUCAUCACCAUCAUCAUCAAGAUCAAGAACUAACAACGGAAUUAGAUGAUGGUGAUGACCAUGAUGAUGAUGAGGAAGAUCUGGGAGCCAUGAAGGAGAUGAUGUACAAGAUCGCCGCUAUGCAGCCGGUGGAAAUCGACCCGGCGACCAUCCGGAAGCCGAGGAGGCGCAACGUCCGGAUAAGUGACGACCCCCAGAGCGUGGCUGCGCGCCUCCGUCGGGAGCGGAUAAGCGAGCGGAUCCGGAUCCUCCAACGCCUCGUUCCCGGUGGCACCAAGAUGGACACGGCUUCCAUGCUGGACGAGGCCAUUCGCUACGUCAAGUUCUUGAAGAGACAAAUCCGUCUUCUCGGCCAACCCAACAACAACAACAACUUGAUUACUACCAAUAAUCACCUCUCACCUCCACAAUUAGGAGUUAACAUAAUUAACUCCAACACAGCUAAUAUUGUCAACUCUCUAUGCUUAGCCUCCUCUGCAGAAAAUAAUAUUAUUAUGAAUUGGGGUUUGGACAAAUUGGUUCCAACCAAAUUAGGUCACACCGGCAGUAUUGGCUCGAACCCUACUACUGCAGGUUCAGCAAGCGGGCGGUUUGCCUUUGCUGCGGGCGGCAGUAGCGGCAGCUUUGGCGGAGCUUGAUUAGGGUUUAAUCAUAAGGUAAUUAUAGUGAAAAUAUUAUACAUAUUAGUGUCGUAAUAUUCAUGAUAAAUGAUUAGUCUCUAAUAUGAGUAAUUGAUGCGCUAU
Morus notabilis is the source of this 1147-nucleotide messenger RNA. Its product is annotated as transcription factor HEC3. The transcript has a single exon. Gene Ontology annotation, molecular function: DNA-binding transcription factor activity; protein dimerization activity. Gene Ontology annotation, biological process: regulation of DNA-templated transcription. The record is from RefSeq and is a predicted model, not a curated record. NCBI's taxonomy places the organism in Eukaryota, Viridiplantae, Streptophyta, Magnoliopsida, Rosales, Moraceae. Bases 143 to 1042 code for a protein of 299 amino acids.